AUGAAUUGGAAUGUAAAUUCAGAGAGUACUACAGUGCCACCAUUGUAUGCUAAAAGUCAGUCAUCUUUUCUGCAACAGCCUUUAAUAAACCCACUUGCUUCAGCAUCUCAAAGUUCUUUGAACUUUCCUGGAAGUAAACAAGAAGCAUGCAUGUAUCCCUGUCCAGUUUCACAGCCACUGCUCAUGAUAAAGAAUUAUGCAAUUCCUCAACAAACUUCUGUUUCUGUUAUGCCUAAUGGGACAAGUGCACCCCUACAAGCUUCAGUAGAAAGAAAACCAUAUGCAAAUGUUCAAGGACCCAAGCAACUAAAUCACAGUUUGCAAAUGUCUUCAGGAGUUACACAAAAUAAAUGGUUGAACUCAACAGUAAGAAAUCCUGUGCUUUCUCAUACAAGGGCAACUGUUGUAUCUAAUCAAGUUGGUUUUGGAAUGAAUACAUCCAAUACUCAUGUAUUGCAGAAUCAAUUUGUAACCUCAGAUUCCUAUGCUGUGCAGCUACAAAUGAUCCCUUCUAAUCCUACACAAGGUCCUGUAAUGUCUCAAGGAAAUCAAGGACUUAAUCAGUCUUGUCAAGAGCGACAAAUUGACUGGGCACAACAGCACUCGUCUAGUGGAUUGACAUUUCCUGACUCUAGGUCACUUCCAAAGCAAUACUAUUAUUCACAGCAAAGCUUUUUGCAAGAUCCUACAUUUCAGAGACAAAACCCUAUGCUGUCUAAAUUGUUAGAUGUUAAAAAUAGUUCACAUCCACAUCAUGCACUGUUUUCUCAUUCACAGCAGAAUGCAUCUGUGCAGUCACCUCCGUAUGCAGUUCCUCAGUCUGAUAAUAUACCUCCGCCUCUGCCUCCGCCGCCACCUCCUCCUCCUUAUGAGUGUCGCUAUGCUAACCAACCUUCACAGAGUACUCCACAUGUUCCUCUGACUCAAAAGGCACACAUAUCUGAAAUAAUGAAAGAACUUUGUAGAGGCAUUCAACAACCAUGCCAGAACCGUGAUAAAGAAGUCAAUUAUAAAGUAAAUGGGAAAGUCAGCACAAAUGAAAGUUUUUAUAAUUUGACAGUUAAUCAGCCUGUUAAUAAUAAGCCAGUUCGAUGUGCAGAUGGUGUCCAGAUUUUAGUUCAAGAUAGUCAAGGUAAAACAAUGGAUUCUUGCAGUUCGACCUCCAACCAGCUUCAGGAUACAAAUGUCACAAAAGAAGGGUUAGCAAGUGAUAUUCAAAAAUUAGUGGAGAUGAAAAAGAAGUUUUUUGAACUUGCAAGGAAAAUUAAAAUAAAUAAAAAACUCUUGAUGGCAGCUGGUUGUAGUAAAGCUACUAAUGCCUCUCUUCGUGAAUCAACUCAGAAUUCUGAAUCAUCAUCAAAACACAUUUCCAAACUCCAUUCAGGGCUACAGAUAACCCCGGUAAAUUCCGAGUUUUCAGAGGGUCAUUCAGCUACUGUAAUGAGAUGUACAGAAGAAACAAGUCAAUGGAAUCCCAACAUUCAGGAAGUUAACUGCAGAAAGUUAACACAGGACAAUUCUAAUUCACCAAAUUCCAACUGUUCACAAAAGGUCUUAAGGGUAGACCAGUGUCAUGAUUUUCAGCCAUCUUUAAAGACAUCCCCUGUUGAAAUUACCCAGACGUUAAAUAAUAACACACAGACUUCAUCAGAAAAUGUCAGAAACUGUCAAAAUUUGCCAUCAAAGUCUAAAACCAUUACCACUCUGCAGUCAGUGUUUUAUCAGGAACUUUUUUCAGAACCUCCAAAUAAAAACACUUUACUCCAGUUUCUUACACCUAAGGAUCAAGCUAAGGAUGACCCAGUUAAAAAUGGAAGUGAAAUUAUUCAAGAUCCCAAAUCAAACAAUUUUAGAAUUAAUCAGCAUAUCCAGUUCACUAAUGAACCAACAAAUUUUAAAACCUUGGAAACUCAGAGUGCUCCUCAUGUAAAUGCCAUGGUUACAGACAAGUCCUUUUGUCUUGAUCAUAGAUCCUCUGCCAAUGAGAUGUCUUGCAAAAGUGAAGAAGUGCUGAAAACAUGUCUUUCUCUGUGGAAAAAGCAACCUUCAGAUCCAACAGAAAAACAAUGUAAUGAAUUAAGAACAAACGUAACAGUAGCUGAUGUUUCAAAACCUGUAGAAGUCAAUGAUAAGAUUGCUUGUACAAUUGUGGGAAAUUCUAAGAAUAGAAAGUUAAAUAAUACAGAACAGGAAGCAACUUUGCCAGUGGUGGUGCAGAAUUAUGAGUCUGCAGGUUCAAAUAUAACAAAGGGAUCUGAACUACAAAUUGCUGUGGUGUCACCUCUAAUCCUUUCAGAUGUCAGAACACUGUCUGCCAAAGAAAUGACACCUAUAGCCUUAACUGAAACAGCAUACCCAGUUAUUGAAGAGGGUAGUGUUUGCAGCUUACAGAAUCAUCUGAUGGAAAAUAUUAGUGUAGCUGCUGCUUUGAAAGCUCAUGAUAAUGAAUUAGUAUCUAAUACUACACUAUCAACAAAGAUAACUCCAGUAAUUCAAAAGGAAAAGCAUGACAAGUCAACUAAUUGUAGUUCGGGGCAGAUACCUAAUGACAAUCAAAGAAUGCCUAUCAAAUCAAAAUUAGAGGUCCACAUUGCCCCAAAUGAAGCCAUCAGCCCACAUGUAAGUGCUGAGCCAGCCAUGGAUGAACCAAAGGACAAUAUUGGUGUGAAUGAUGUUUUACAGAUUGCUAAUAUCUGUUCUCUUGUUGAAGGUGAUGUUUCUUAUAAUUCACAUAUAGCAAAGAUUUUCAACUCUCCCUGUUUCAAUAAGGUUGAGCCACAGAAAUCUUGUCUGUCUGAUCAAGUGAAGAGUUGUAGACAACAGAAUGAAGAAUUAGAUAAAACAGAAAAUAAGAACUUUGAAUUUCAAAAAGAUAUUGUACAGGACACAAAUGUUUCCCUUAAGAUAAAUGAUCAGUCAGAGCCAUUGCCAUCUUCAGAAUCAUCAUACACUGAAGCAAAGACAGAAAUUCUAGAGGAAAGCAAAAUGGAGUGUAUCAUUGAGAAAGAAAACAUAAGCAGUGUUACGCAUCCUUCAGCUGUCAUUCAACAAACAGGUCUAGAGAACGAUAUACCCUGCAGUUACACUUCCCAAGAUGCUUUAAGCAGUGAGAUUCUCGGUGAGAAGACAGAUGACUUAUAUCUACAAGAUCAGCUGUCGGAACUUUUAAAAGAAUUUCCCUAUGGCAUUGAUGUGCUUAGCUCAAAGAAAGGUUCUUUGGCCCCACAGAUAAUAGAGAAAGAACCGAAAGAUCAAAAUUGUCAUAAACCUGAUUGUGACUCUAGGGUCUCAACAGAUGAAAUAAAAAUUACAAUAAUAAGCUCAGAACAAAUGAAAGAACUAUUUCCUGAGCAGGAUAAUCAGCUCAGUGACAGAGACAGGUUAACAGAACCUCAGAUGGAAAACUCCAUCACAAAAGUAGAGAGCCAGUGUGAUACAAAAACAUGUGUAGAAGAAAAAAGAAGUCAUAGUUCUGUAUCCUCGAACAUGCAGAAAGAUGAUAUCCAUUGCUGUGCAUUGGGUUGGCUAGCUCAGAUAUAUGAAGGAGUUCCCCAAUGUCAGUGUAAUUCCAAUAAGAAUGUGGUUUCAGAAGAAGAAAACCAGCGUUCUCCUUUGAAGAGCAACAGUUACAAACAAGAGAUAAUUUCUGAUGGAAACACCCCUGUUGUUGAAUGUAUUAGUUUUCCAAAGAAGGAUCUGGAAACUUCUCUUCCAGAUAGGAAAAAUUGUUCUGAAAUAAAACAAGACAGAAAUACAAAAGAUCAAUGCAAAACAAAACAAAAGAACUUACUAAAGACACAAGAAGAACUACCUCAAUUUUCAUCUCAGUGUAAUGAAAAACUAGAUUCUCUGUCGAGUCACGAAAGAAAGCGAAAACUUGUAUUUCAUGAUGUAAUGUUUCAGCCCAGUGGUAAAUUGAUGAAAUGUGAGCAAGAUUCUCAAGAGAAAAAAGACAUGGCACAAAACACAUGCCCUCUAACACCAAAGCCUGUUAUUAUGGCAAAUAAAAGUAAAAUACAAUCAAUGUCACCUGAAAAGAGGAAAUUAAAGGCAGGUGGUUCCAAAUAUAAACUUUUGGAAAAUAGGAAGUCAGAUCUAGGAAAGACAUUUGACAUGGAGAGAAAGAAGAAAUAUGAUAAACAUGAGCAAAAUAAAAAUGCAGGGAAUUCAUUAAAGUUAAGUAAUUCCUUGUCUAAGGAGAGAACCAGUGUUAAAGAAAAGACGGCAUCAGUCGUAGAAGAAUCCACAAACCUGGAAAUCAAUAGCCACAAAAGCUUAGUGAAAUCUUCAAGUUCACAUAUUAGUAAGUCUUCAGACUUAAAGGAUAAUUCACACAAAACUAGCAAUAAAGUUUUAUCAUCAAAGGACUAUUUGCAGAAUAAUAAAGAAUCAAUAUGUAAAGCAUCAAAGAAAAGCAGUGUAAUUGAUAAAAUGAAAAGUAUACCAUGUGAUUCUGAAUGUGCAAGGCCUGUUAAACAUUCCAUGCAAGUGGAGAAUUGUGGGAAAUCCAAAGAGAAAAACAGUAGUAUUCAAACUUCUAAAGAACUAUUAAAUACUUCAACAGGUCGUGAUAAACCCCUCAAAAUCUACCAUCCUGAGAAUUCAAAAAUACACAAGAGUUCAAAAAAUGUUAAAGGAAAUGGUGGUGGAAAGCCACCUGAUAAAAUGUUGAUGGAUAAAACCAAAUCAGACAAGCACUUAACCAAUUUAAACAACGAAGGUGCAGUCAUUCAGAUUGAUCCCCAAGCAGAGGAUCAAAGGAAACUGUAUCUGAACAGAGUUGGAUUUAAAUGCACUGAACAUGAAAGCAUUUGCCUCUCAAAAUUAAACAGUUCAUCCAGGAAGUCUACUAAUGAUACACAGAAGAGCCAAGAAAAUAAACCUAAAAACUCAAUUUCUUUGAAAGACACCACAGAAAAAUCAUUGCUGAAGUUUAAGUUAUGUCCAGAUGUACUGUUUGACAAUCCACCCUCAGACCAAUGGAAGCAGAAGCCUAUACCUAAGAAAGAACAAGCACCUAUUCAAGUUUCAGGAAUAAAAAGUACAAAAGAAGCAUGGCUAAAAUGUGUUAAUACGGAGAAAAGGAUGCGGGAAGCCAGCCACCAAAAAAUAGAUAACAAUAUUUUGCCUAAAUCAAAACUGCCGAAGAGAAGCCUCAGUGCAGAAGGACUUGAGACAUCACAAAACCCAGUAAAAAGUUCAAAAACAAUGUUUCAAACCUACAAAAAGAUAUACAUGGAGAAGCAGAAGCCUUAUAAUAUGAUGUGA
This is a messenger RNA of Elephantulus edwardii (Cape elephant shrew), 5268 nucleotides long. Its product is annotated as KIAA1551 ortholog. The coding region runs from base 1 to 5268 and encodes 1755 amino acids. The transcript is spliced from 4 exons. Gene Ontology annotation, molecular function: histone methyltransferase binding. NCBI's taxonomy places the organism in Eukaryota, Metazoa, Chordata, Mammalia, Macroscelidea, Macroscelididae. The record is from RefSeq and is a predicted model, not a curated record. Gene Ontology annotation, cellular component: nucleus.